AUGUGCCACCAAGCUACUUGCAGUAAUUGCCACAAGACCACGUGGUGGGGUUGCGGCAACCACGUCCCUAGCGUUAUGAAAUCCAUCCCCACCGAGCAAUGGUGCACGUGCGAGCCCAAGGUCGAGAAAGACGGAACACAAUAUCCACCCAAGGGAGCUAUGGGCAGCUGA
Molecule: messenger RNA, 171 nt
Organism: Lindgomyces ingoldianus
Lineage: Eukaryota; Fungi; Ascomycota; Dothideomycetes; Pleosporales; Lindgomycetaceae
Exons: 3
Coding region: 1-171 (56 amino acids)
Source: RefSeq, a predicted model, not a curated record